CAAAAUAUGCCAAAGGGCACAGACAGACUGUUUCGGCUCCAGAUACCGUACCGCACCAACAGGCCAUGGAACCCCCCACGUGGCGCAACGUCAUCAUCCCGCCCAGACCAGCAGGACCCUUAAUAGCACUACCCGCAAAACUUACGAUCUCCCCCCUUCUAAACCCAGCAGCCAUCAGCCAACAGUUUUGACUUUACCAUCUUCCUCUCUCUCUCUCUCUCUCUUUUUUUUUUUAAACUCAUUCCCAUAACCCUCAUAUAUUCACACACACACACGCACACACACAAUGGCCACCACCACCGCCCCUCCAGCCACAGCCUUCCCCUUCCCCCGCGAAUACUUCUUCCCCGCCUUCUUCACCCGCCAGCCCAACCUGACCAUCCACCACGCCCAGCUCACCAAAUGGUCCUCCCUCGUCCUCGCCUACGCGCGCCACCACCGCAUCUUCCGCCUCGCCCUCUCCGCCGCCGCCGAGUCGGACCUCUUCUUCAACCGCGCGCUCGACCGCCGCCUCGCGCCGCCCGACAUCCGCGAGGUCGUCGACUUUAUGCGCAAGGACGGCCGCGCGGAGUAUCUCCAGCCUGGGGAUGCGGGGAGCAGCAGCACCAGCAGCAAUAACGGCGGUGGCGAUGGUUCUUCUUCUUCUUUGGCGGCGGCGGCGGCUGGUGGUGGUGGGGAUGUGGUGCUGAUAUAUUGGCGCAAGCCGCAGGAGUGGGCUGCCCUGAUAGAGGCCUAUGUGGAUGAAACGGCGCAAAAGGGAAGCGUGUUGACCGUCUAUGAACUGACAGAGGGAGAAAACACGCGAGGGACAGAAUUCCACGGCAUGGAUAACGGCGUACUCAUGAAAGCAUUAAACAUCCUCGUCAAACGGGGCAAAGCCCAGAUCUUUGGCUCUGAAGACUCUCUUGGUGUCAAAUUCUUCUGAGGCGACACCCCCUCCAUCUCGAUUAACUAAAACAAGUACAAAGCGAAAUGCUGCAAAACUGCAGUCCGACAUAUUACCACCA
Messenger RNA from Trichoderma asperellum CBS 433.97, 1007 nucleotides. RefSeq lists its product as uncharacterized. The record is from RefSeq and is a predicted model, not a curated record. Gene Ontology annotation, molecular function: structural molecule activity; protein homodimerization activity. Gene Ontology annotation, biological process: protein transport to vacuole involved in ubiquitin-dependent protein catabolic process via the multivesicular body sorting pathway. Gene Ontology annotation, cellular component: ESCRT II complex. Lineage: Eukaryota; Fungi; Ascomycota; Sordariomycetes; Hypocreales; Hypocreaceae.